Molecule: messenger RNA, 421 nt
Organism: Oncorhynchus gorbuscha (pink salmon)
Lineage: Eukaryota; Metazoa; Chordata; Actinopteri; Salmoniformes; Salmonidae
Product: voltage-dependent calcium channel gamma-7 subunit-like
Biological process (GO): regulation of AMPA receptor activity; calcium ion transport; postsynaptic neurotransmitter receptor diffusion trapping
Cellular component (GO): AMPA glutamate receptor complex; postsynaptic density membrane
Molecular function (GO): channel regulator activity; voltage-gated calcium channel activity
Source: RefSeq, a predicted model, not a curated record
AUGAGUUCGUGCAGUAGCAGAGCGCUGACCAUCCUGUCCACGGUGUUUGGGGCGUGUGGUCUGCUGCUGGUGGGCGUGGCUGUGUCUACAGACUACUGGCUGUUGAUGGAGGAGGGCAUCGUGCUGCAGCAGAACCAGAGCAUGGAGGUCAAGAUGGCCCUGCACUCUGGCCUCUGGAGGGUCUGCUUUGUGGCUGGGACAGAGAACGGGAGAUGUGCGUCAGAGUAUUUCACUGAGCCAGAGAUAGAGAUCACCACAGAGAAUACUGCUAAUAUUCUGAAGAUGGUGCGGACAGCCACUCCAUUCCCCAUGGUGUCUCUGCUCUUCGUCUUCACGGCCUUUGUCAUCAGUAACAUCGGACACAUCCGGCCCCAGCGCACCAUCCUGGCCUUCGUCUCCGGGAUCUUCUUCAUCCUCUCAG